Molecule: messenger RNA, 603 nt
Organism: Penicillium odoratum
Lineage: Eukaryota; Fungi; Ascomycota; Eurotiomycetes; Eurotiales; Aspergillaceae
Product: NudC domain-containing protein
Exons: 3
Coding region: 1-603 (200 amino acids)
Biological process (GO): protein folding
Cellular component (GO): cytoplasm
Source: RefSeq, a predicted model, not a curated record
AUGUCAUCUGCCGAUCCUGAUCAGAGCCUUUCCCCUGCCGAGCUGGCCGAGCGCGAUCGCCAAGAAAAGGAGCGCCAAGCUCUUGAGGCUGCUGAGCAGGCUCAGCUUCCUUACCAAUGGACCCAGACCAUCCGUGAUCUCGACGUCACGGCGCCAAUUCCUGCCAACAUUAAGGGCCGGGAUAUGGAAGUGGUUUUGACCAAGUCAAAGAUCCGUGUUGCCAUUAAAGGCCAAGACCCUAUUAUUGAGGGUGACUUCCCCCAUAACAUCCUCGUCGACGAAUCAUCCUGGACCCUUGAAACAACAUCUAAGCCCCCCGGCAAGGAAGUCAGCAUCCACCUUGACAAGGUAAACAAGGUGGAGUGGUGGCCCCAUGUCGUCAAGGGUGCACCCAAGAUUGAUGUCACCAAGAUCACACCCGAGAACUCCAGUCUGAGUGACCUCGAUGGUGAGACUCGCGCCAUGGUUGAAAAGAUGAUGUAUGAUCAGCGCCAGAAGGAGGCGGGUGGCCUGACCAGUGACGAGCAGAAGAAGAAGGAGCUUUUGGAGAAAUUCAAGGCCGAUCAUCCGGAGAUGGAUUUCUCUAAUGCUCAGAUCAGUUGA